GAGGUGCGAAUUUCCUGCCUGCCGUGGACGGCUCAUAAACUGCACGCAUCUCCACCGGAGAGAGCGCUGUCACGCCCCGUGUGCACUGACCCGACAAUUCUAUAACGGUUUCGGGGUCAAACGGCUUUUUAAAAAUACAGAAGUCAAAACUUACCGGUUCGACGUUCUUUCGGCAUGUCCGACGCCUUUGCUCGGGCGUAGCGCGUAGCGCGUGACAUAUGGGGGUUUCCCCAACUGAAGGACGGCCAAGCUCGGGCCAUCCGAGCUGUUACACAAGGCAAUGAUUGCUUUGUCGGUCUUGCGACGGGCGAAGGCAAAUCACUUUGCUAUCAAAUCUUGCCGUCCAUUUCUGAUGAGCCAACGAUGGUGGUCGUCAUCUCACCCCUCCAGGCUCUUGUUGCAGACCAGAUACGUCGCUACAAAGUAACCGGAUACACGGCUGUGCAUCUGGGCAGCAUAGAUGCCAUCACCGCAUUUGCUGCAAAUCCGGAUCCAACAACAAGAUUAGUUUUCAUGGCACCGGAAGAGGCAACAUCCACAGCUGGACGAAGAUUCCUUGCGAACACACCAAUCAAACUGGGACUGGUUGCUGUGGACGAGGCGCAUUGCAUCCCUGAAUGGGGAAGCGACUUCAGAACAGCCUUCAGCAGGAUUGGUACUUUACGAGCAGCCAUCCGCGAUGUGCCCUUCAUGGCCCUCACAGCCACUGCCACUGAAGCUGUGCGAACAGCUGUAACGGAGUGCCUGCAUCUAACCGGUGCAGUGGUCAUGGGGAAUCUUAACAGAAACAACAUUGUCAUCGUGAGAAAAAAAGGAGCAGGAAUGGAGUCUGACUUCAAGCCCCUAAUAGAGGACCUAAGAACAUCAAGGGAGAACACAAAGAAACACCUGAUAUACCUGUCCACAAAGCAAAAGUGCCAGACUCUGUGGAGAUUGCUAGAUGACGCUGUCCCAGGAAGUGGCCUUGUGGAGGUGUUCCAUGCAGACUUGUCUGCAGGCAAGAGGAAGAGGGUUCUUGAGGGUCUACAGGCAGGGGAUGUUCGUGUAGUGAUAGCAUCAAUAGCUUUCGGAAUGGGUAUUGACAUUCCUGAUGUGUCGUGUGUUGUGACGUAUGGACCUCCAACAUCAAUAAGCCAGCUGUACCAGCAAAUGGGACGGGCUGGGAGAAGUGCUCAAGUCGAGGCCGCAUUCAUUGCCUACAAAACGUCGCAAACGGACAAAGUCGAGCCGGAGGUGCAGUCCUUCAUGACGGAGGAGGGCUGUCUAAGAAAGGCUCUCUUGCAACACCUGGGGCAGAGAUUCAUCGCACAGCAGGACAAGUGCUGCAGCAACUGUGGAGAUGUGGAACCAGAUGCAAGCUGUCUCCUCUCCAAGCCGCCACCACCACCUCCUAAGGUCAGGAAGAAACAGAGACGACAUAGAGAGAAGACUGGAAAUGGUGAACAGUUAAAAGAAAGAAUACUACAACUACGAGACCGGGAGUUCCAGCAUCAGCCGCGGCUCUGCUUCUUCGGUCCGCAGGCUGUCAUGACGGAUGACACUAUAGACAAACUGGUGAAAUGGUGUCACCGGCUGCAUACAGAUGAGGACGUUAGAACUGUCAAGGGGGUGCCAGGUAACAUGGUACAAAAUAUCCUGGCUGCAAUAGACGACCUUUUUCCUGAAAAAAGAAACACACAACCAAGACGGAGACAGACCAACCCACCACAGAGACGACAGACCAACCCACCACAGAGACGACAGACCAACCCACAGAGGCGACAGACAAACCCACCACAGAGACAACAGACAAACCCACCACAGAGGCAACAGACAAACCCACCACAGAGGCAACAGACAAACCCACCACAGAGGCAACAGACAAACCCACCACAGAGGCAACAGACAAACCCACCACUAAGAAGAAGUAAGAGACACAGAAACCCACUGCAAGACAUAACAAAUAAUGUUUAGAUGCAAGAUAUGUAGUACAUGUAGUAGUAGUAGUAUA
Messenger RNA from Branchiostoma floridae (Florida lancelet), 1990 nucleotides. RefSeq names its product ATP-dependent DNA helicase Q-like 3. Gene Ontology annotation, cellular component: nucleoplasm; chromosome; cytoplasm. NCBI's taxonomy places the organism in Eukaryota, Metazoa, Chordata, Leptocardii, Amphioxiformes, Branchiostomatidae. Gene Ontology annotation, biological process: telomere maintenance; double-strand break repair via homologous recombination. Gene Ontology annotation, molecular function: 3'-5' DNA helicase activity; nucleic acid binding; four-way junction helicase activity. The record is from RefSeq and is a predicted model, not a curated record. The transcript has 7 exons. Bases 364 to 1953 code for a protein of 529 amino acids.